AUGCCUUUGCCAUGUAAAUCCCUGUUACGGACCCUCACCACUCUUUUGGCCCUCUUUCAGGCCACCGAUGCUGCUCUAUUCCAUAACUUUGCGGAGUUGCCCACAAACACGUACGACUACAUCGUCGUGGGGGGCGGAACUGCGGGAAAUGUGAUCGCCAAUCGCCUCACAGAGAUGUCUUCGCUGCAAGUUCUCCUCCUCGAAGCAGGUGUUUCAAACGAAGGAGUAACAGACUCAAUCGUUCCCUUGCUGUGUCCCCUCGCAUCACCCGGAACCCCGUGGGACUGGAAUUUUACGACUACCCCCCAAGCUGGCCUAAACAAUAGAACCAUACAAUAUCCCAGAGGCAAGCUUUUAGGCGGAAGCAGUUCCAUCAACUAUAUGGUUUACACGCGUGGUUCCUCCGACGACUGGGACCGUUAUGCGGAGCUGACUGGGGAUCCCGAUUGGUCUUGGUCUGCCAUUCAGCCGUAUAUCCGCAAGAACGAGGCUCUCAUCCAACCAAAUGACAACCACAAUACGACCGGACAGUUCCAAGCGGCGGUGCACUCUACUGCAGGCGUGGUGGAUGUGUCGUUGCCAGGAUUUAGUUGGCCAAUCGAUCAACGCGUCAUCGACACCACGCUCGAGCUCAAUGACUUCCCGUUCAAUGAGGAUAUGAACGACGGCGACACCAUUGGCGUGGGAUGGACUCAGGGAACGGUGGGAAAUGGCCAGAGGAGCAGCUCAGCUACAGCAUACCUUGCUCCACAGUAUCUGAACAGAUCUAAUUUGCACGUUCUCGUGCAUGCACAGGCCAUCAAGCUCGUGGAGGACGACUCCGAUGGGGGGCUUACGAGGUUCGCUGCUGUCGACUUCGCGUCCAACUCAACAGCACCCGUGCAGCGUGCCUUCGCCAACAACGAGAUCAUCGUUUCUGCCGGUUCCUUCAAUUCACCGCAUCUCCUCAUGUUAUCCGGGAUCGGCAACAAGACAGAACUGGCAUCCUAUGAUAUCGAUUCUGUGGUUGAUUUGCCUAGCGUUGGCAAGAAUAUGUCCGAUCAUCACCUGAUCGCAGGCGCAUUCUACGUCAACACCAAUUCCACCAUAGACUCGGUUUUAGCCCCUUCUGCCUUCAGCGCUGAAUUGGAACACUGGAAUACGACGAAGCAAGGCCCGCUGUCGUGGACGAUAACAAACCAUAUCGGGUGGUUCAGAUUACCUUCGGAUGACGAGAUCUUCGACAGUACGGAAGACCCAAGUGCCGGACCCAACUCUUCGCACUACGAGCUGAUUUGGACUCCUGGAUUCGCCAUCCCAGGUAUGACCCCGCCUACCGAAGGAAAUUUCAUGACCAUCUUCAUGAAUGUCAUUUCCCCUGUUUCUCGCGGGUUUGUCGCCAUCACUACCAAAGAUCCUUGGACGUUGCCAGUUGUGGAUCCCAACCUUUUGGGCGCCCCAUUCGAUGUUCAUACGGCAAUCCAAGCUAUCAGAGCGGCUCUCAGGGCGAACACUGCCAGCGCCUGGGACGGUUUUCUGGCAGGUGCAUACGGCGAACUUGCGACGGCCAACACCGACGCGGAUCUUGAACGAUACGCUAGGAACACAGGAGCAGCGGCAAGCGAUUUAAAUGCCAGCUACGGAGUUGUCGAUCCAGAUUUUAGGGUGAAAGGAACUAGAAAUUUACGUGUAGUAGACGCGUCCGUGAUUCCGAUGGUUCCCAGCGCACAUACUCAAGCACCGGUCUACAUCUUUGCUGAACGCGCUGCAGAUUUGAUUAAAUCGGAUUUGGCGACCUCUUUCGCUUCUCCAUCCUUGGGUGAGCACAAGUGA
Messenger RNA from Punctularia strigosozonata HHB-11173 SS5, 1812 nucleotides. RefSeq names its product aryl-alcohol oxidase-like protein. Lineage: Eukaryota; Fungi; Basidiomycota; Agaricomycetes; Corticiales; Punctulariaceae. The transcript has 10 exons. Bases 1 to 1812 code for a protein of 603 amino acids. The record is from RefSeq and is a predicted model, not a curated record. Gene Ontology annotation, molecular function: oxidoreductase activity, acting on CH-OH group of donors; flavin adenine dinucleotide binding.